GAAACAAACAGCAGAGGGCCUUGAAAGCUGAGACAGGCAUGGGAACGGUUGGGGUAAAAAGGCGCCCAAGGCAUCCAUGAAUUUGCCAGUGAGUGAUUCUAGCAGUAGUUCAAGUGAUGACUCCCCGGCACGUUCAGUGCAAUCUGCUGCUGUUCAAGCACCCUCAGCACUUCCUUUAUCCUCCCUUGACAAGGAUGAACCACGCAAAAGCUUUGGCAUCAAAGUCCAAAAUCUUCCUGUUCGCUCCACAGAUACGAGCCUGAAGGAUGGUUUGUUCCAUGAAUUUAAGAAACAUGGAAAAGUCACAUCUGUACAAAUCCACGGAGCUUCGGAGGAGCGCUAUGGGCUUGUCUUUUUCCGCCAGCAAGAGGACCAAGAAAAAGCCCUUGGAGCAUCAAAGGGGAAGCUUUUUUUUGGCAUGCAAAUUGAGGUCACAGCCUGGAAUGGCCCCGAGACUGAAAGUGAGAACGAGUUUCGGCCCUUGGAUGAGAGGAUAGACGAAUUUCAUCCAAAGGCCACGCGAACAUUAUUUAUUGGAAACCUGGAGAAGUCCACCGCUUACCAUGACCUGCUUAACAUCUUUCAACGCUUUGGAGAAAUAGUGGACAUUGACAUUAAGAAGGUGAAUGGAGCCCCACAGUAUGCGUUUCUACAAUACUGCGACAUUGCCAGUGUCUGCAAGGCUAUAAAGAAGAUGGAUGGAGAGUACCUUGGUAACAAUAGAUUAAAGCUGGGCUUUGGAAAGAGUAUGCCUACAACGUGCGUUUGGUUGGAUGGAUUGGCUUCAAACACAACUGAGCAGUUUCUUACUCGUCAUUUUUGCCGCUAUGGACAUGUUGUCAAGGUUGUAUUUGACCGAAUGAAAGGAAUGGCCCUUAUCCUGUAUAACAACAUUGAAUAUGCACAAGCCGCUGUCAAAGACACAAAAGGUUGGAAGAUAGGGGGCAGUAAAAUCAAGGUGGACUUUGCCAAUCAGGAAAGUCAGAUGGCGUUUUAUCGUUCAAUGCAGGCAUCUGGGCAGGACAUUCGAGACUUUUAUGACCUGCUCUCUGAAAGAAGGGAUGAUCGACGAACUCAAUAUGAGUUUCAAGCCGAAAGACAGUAUUACGAAAAUGUACGGACACCAGGAACAUAUACGGAAGAUCCACGUCGCAAAUACCCUGCCAGAAGUCGGGAGUUCUACACAGAAUGGGACCCAUAUCAGGCAGAUUACUAUGAUCCACAAUACUUUGAAGACCCCCGUGAAUAUCGUGAAUACAGAGCUGACCCUUAUGAGCAGGACAUUCGCAAAUACAGCUAUUUGCAACGGGAACGUGAAAGAGAGAGGGAGCGCUUUGAAACGGAUCGUGGGCGUGAUCAUGGACGGAGGACCAUUGAGCGUAGUCAAAGCCCAUCUCACGUUGCCUCUCGUCGUCCUGCCAGCCCGACUGCAUCUCCUGCGUUGAUACCAAGUGAUUCAGAUCGUCGUAUUUGUUGCCGAUCUUCUGAAAGAAGUGGUAGCUGCAGUUCAAUCUCCCCACCGAGGUUUGAAAAACUUGAAAAGGUACGCACCGAAAGGUACAAUAAAACUGACAAACUUGAGAACGAUCGAGUCUUUGAAGUCGAAAGACCGAAUUUGGUUGAAAAGGAGAAGCGGGCUGGACGUAAAGAUCGAGGGGACAAAGACAAAAGUGAAAAGCAGAGGCUUAAGAAGCUAAAAGUUGCAUCACCCAUUAUCCAAGCAUGUGAGACGGAACCUGAACCUGAACCUGAACCUGAACUUGAACGAGAUGGUAGCCCUGAGUCAGUCCUUCGAAGUAAAAGCACUAAAAUUCCAAAGGAAGGCUUGAGCAAAGGAAGGUUAGAUCUUCUGCCGUGUGUUGUGCAAUUAACACGCGUGAAAGAAAAAGAAGGAAAAUUGAUUGGUCAAUCUGUCCAAGAAAAACCAAACCCGAGGGGUGGGAGUGACAGUCCCAGAUUGGCAUCACCUUUAGCUGAUCAGAGGAGUCCCCCAUUCUGCUCAGAACCAUCAAAAAGUGAUAUUUCUAAGCAUGUUAAGGUGCCCAGAGACAAAAAUAUGCACAGUUCAGUGGAGGUUAUUGACAAGGAUGCUAAAAUCAAAUCCAAAAAACAUGGGAAAUCUGAAAUGGGAUUUGAGAGUUGUAUUUCUGUAGAUAUUGACCGUUUGGCAGCAAGGAAAAGGCGUUUUGAAGACUCUGGGAAAACUGAUAGACAGAAGAGAACUAGCGAGGAGGAUGUUGUUAAACCUGGACUUCACAAACUAUGGAACAAUGCUAAAGAGACAGACUUGGAUAAGAAUCUUUCGAUAAAAGGGAUGCAUAAAAAGGAGCACCACAAGGAUAAAUGUGUCCGGAUGGUUUCAGUUAUCAGUCCUAAAGAUGGACGAGACUGUGAAGUCCACUCUGUAGGCUUUUCUCUGGAGCAGCAGUCACAGCUAGGGGAGCUGCCUGAAGACUCUACGGAUCAGUUGGACUCUCCCUACCUAAAAAUGGAUUUAGCAGGAUCAAAGAGUGAAAACGGCUCCAAUCUCACAAAGAUGUUAGAAGAUGGCAGCUUUGAUUUGGAUGGAUUAAAAGAACAGAGACCGGUUUUGUCUAAAAAUGAACAGGGGAAAUGCAGGGACUCAAAUGACACGGAUGAACACAAUGUGCACAUUGAUCAGAACAUUUGCACAAAACAAAUUGAACAGAGUAACUGGCUACGACCCAAGCUUGCCGAUCCUGAUAAUUUAGUCAAGUUUGAAAACCCAGCAAGUAUUGAGAAUAAUGACUUUGGAAAGGAUUAUAUCAUGCAUGAUGUUUCAAAAUCAAUUCAGGACAUGGUCAAUGAGGACUUGUCGUCCAGUAAAAGAAAGAAAGUUGAGAAUUUGGGCUUUGAAAUAGUCACUGCAAAAAGAGAGCGCAACUUUCCAAGUUCCCAAAAGUUGAAUGAUGACAUGUAUCAGAGUAUAACACCCUCAAUAGGAGAUGGUCACUUUUGUGCAAAUGAGCAAGAUGAAACCGCUCAGAUUUCUGUAUCGAUUAUAAACAAAGACAGAAAAUCUCCAACAAAAGACGAGAAAUGUUCACACACAGAGUCAUUGACAAACAGUUUGGGACUGACAGAUUUUCAGCCUUCUGACACUGAGCUCCCAAAGCUUAAGACAACCUUGCUGGGCUGUGAUGAGGAGUUGAUGCACCGAUGGGAAAGAAGGAUAAAGUCUGAUUCACUUAGAAUGGAUAUGACUUUCCCCAGUGAUAUUGCAAAACAUGAAACCAUCCGCAAACGCCUUGGCCAAGAUUUAGAACCUGGAGAAGUGCAGUCUGAUUCAGAUGAGGAUGGAGAAAACAAACACAUCUCUCCCAAGUCCAGUAGUUCCUUAUCUUUUAUCCUUCGGGAACGUGACGAGAGGAUGACAGACCUAAAGCUUUCAGGCUCAUUGGAAAAGAACAAGUUUUAUUCUUUUGCAUUAGAUAAAACUAUAACUCCUGAUACCAAAGCACUCCUUGAAAGAGCGAAGACACUGUAUUCCUCCAGGGAAGAUAAUUGGUCCUUUCUCCCCUCACGUUUUCCGACCUCCCACAGCUGUUCAGAUAAGGACAAGGUAGAGCUAGCACCUCGGCCUAUUCCUUCUUGGUAUAUGAAAAAAAAAAAGAUUCGUACUGACUCUGUUGAAAAGCUGCAUGAUAAAAAGGAGGAACUUAAGCCACAGGACCAAGAACGACAAGACCUGUUUGCUUCUCGCUUCCUGCACAGCUCAAUCUUUGAACAGGAUUCCCGCCGUUUGCAACAUCUUGAACGUAAAGACCAAGCUUUAGAAACUCGAGUUAAUAAUAAGCCUUUUGCUAAGCCAGGUGCUACUGAGACACAGCCUGAAUCUGGAGUAGGUGACAUGCCACAAGAGCCCAUAGUGCUUUUCCAUAGUCGUUUUUUGGAGCUUCAACAACAAAAGGACAAAGACUAUUCUCCACCUGAUUCUGAGAAUGAUUCGAUAGUGGUAGAGAUUAAAAGAGAAGAAGGGCAGAAUAGUGAUAACAUGCUGUCUGAUAAAGAAUCUGAGCCAGUACUGAAGGUUGAACAGAAAUCAGCUAGCCCCCCAUUAAUCAUGUUAGUUUCCCCAUUUGCUUUUGCCCCGAAAGAAAUGUCUUCACCAGAAAAGAAAGAAUUUUUAACUCCAUCCUCGGAUCAACCUGUGUCAUUUGUCAAAGAAGAAAAAGUAGAGCCAGUUUUUGAGCUAUCGCCAUCAUAUUCUUUUCCUCAGGAAGACUUCAAACCAGGUGCUCCUAAGCUAACCAUAACCCCUCCAGGUGUCCUGUUGGGGCCAGAAAAUGAAAUGGAAACAAAAGCUGAGUUUAUUGAACCCAAAGCAAAAAUUGGAGAUAGUUUGGCGUUGGUACAUAAUCCUCUUGUAGAAGAUAAGUCUCCCACUUUUAGUGCUUCCCUAAGUGGUUUAGUGAGAGGGACUGCAGAAUUCACUUACUCUGACUAUCUAAAGAUUGAAGAAAAAACUGAAAUUAUUAAGACUGAGCCUAAAAUAGAAAAUCCGGAAUCAAAACACUCUGAGGCAUCUCAGAAAACUGAGACAGAUAGUGAGGCAUGUAUGCCAGAGCUAGAAGCUGAAAUAAAACCAUUACCAAAUCGCAGACAACCCAAGAGUAAAAAGGCAAAACCAUUGUCAGUAUUACGUAUUUCCCAACCUUCCCAAAUUGUUGCCACUGAAAAACCUGCAACACGAAAGAGUGAACGGAUUGACAGAGAGAAACUCAAAAGAGCCUCAUCUCCUCGGGCAGAAGCACCAAAAGCUAGUGUUGAGUCCAAAGCCACAUCCAAGUCACCAAUACAUGCAUCAGAUUCAGAGCAAAACCUUGAGUCUAGUUUGAUCCAUGGCAGAACACGUCGCAGGAAUGUAAGAUCAGUCUAUGCCACACUCCAUGAAGACGACCCAGCUGGUAAAGAGGUGGUUGAGCCAGCACGCUCCAUGCGCAAACGUGGUGCAGAUAAAGAACCAAUACAGCAAGAUGUUCCAAUUCCACAUACCAAUGCAAGGCGAGGACGGCCACCUAAAAGAGGCAUCAAACGAGGUGAAGAUGCAUCGCCAGUUAAGGGGGAUCAGCAGAAAAUGAUUGAAGAAGGCACAGAGGUCAAAGAGACCUCCACUACUGUAGAGCUUAUGAAAGCCUCUGAGGGAUGGCGUUCACCCCGCACCCAAAAAGUACAACAAACACAACUGACAUCUCCUGCUCUAGUUAACAAGAAAGGAAGUAGAAUAGACAAACAGUCUGGGAGCCCUUCAGAGCUAGCUGAACAAGCAGAUCCGGCAAGUCAUGAUGAGUCAGAACUUGAUCCUAAAGCUGAUUCUGAACUGUAUGUGAAGCUAUCAGAAAAGGUGGAAAACGAAAGCUCACAAUUGCACAGGAGGGAAAAAGACGUGAAAGAUUCUGGUGGAAAGAAAUCUACUGAUGGGGAUAUUGAAAAGUUAGACACCACCUUCUCUGAGAAGAGACCACAGCCUGAAAAGAAUUUAAAAAUGAAAACACCAAGGCUGAAAAGAAAUACCAAGCAAGUCACUGAAGAUAAAUCACACAGCUUAAAAAAUCUUGAGAUCCGUGUUAGUGUUGAUGAUGUAAAAGGUUUACUACGUUCAGGGGAUGAUGAGCUUGAGUCAUUUGAAGCUCCCACCAUUACACAAACCAAAACAGUAGUAAAAGAGAACGAGGAAACAAAUAGUAUAGGCUUUCUAAAAGAAUGCGAAGAACUUGACACAGAGGAACAGGAAGACAACCUAUCAGAGCCUGAACUUCCUGCUAAUCCGGCAGCUCUCUUAGCACGACAGAUGGAACUAGAGCAGGCAGUUGAAAAUAUUGCCAAACUUUCAGUUGAGCAACUUCCUCGACCAUAUAAAGAACCACCUUCAGAGCCACCUACCAUAUUGCCUCCUGUCAUCGUGGAGCCAGAAGCUGAGGUUGAGGAGAAGCGAGCUUAUCCUGCAAGCGAAACUGAACUUGCAGCCGCUAUCGAUUCCAUUACAGCUGAAGAAACAUGUGCAGAUACAGAUGGUUUCACAGCUCCUCCUACUUUCACUGGUCGUAUCCCUACCCCUGAAUCAUCAUCUUCCUCUUCCAAUGAAAUUAUGGAUCCUGAAACGCACAUGGUGAUCAACAAUAUUCUUGCUGCAGACUCAGAUGAUGGUCCUGUGACACCGACCACAAAGGGGCUAAUGGCGGAGACUAAGGCAGCUAAAAAUGCCUCUCUACUUGAGACAUCCAAGAAAACCGGCAGAGUUAGAGCCAAAACUCUGAAGAAGUCGAGAAGUCGCAAAGGUGCAGCUAAUAAGAAAGGGGAUACUGCUGAAGAGGUUUCACAACCAGAGCCUUCCCCAGUCAAGUUACCAGAGUCGAUCCCAGAAGAUUCAGAAACCAAUAAUUCAAAAGCAGCCACUGUUACAGCUGGGGCUACUGCAGCAGCUUCUGUGGUCACUGCCGUUGCAACUUGUAGACUUGAUGUUACAAGUGCUAUAACGGUAAACACGCCCAAAGAGGCAGAACAGCCUGAAGUUGAACAGCCUGUACCCAAAGAAUCUGCCUUUCAUUCAGGCACAAGCAACAUCCCAAGUAGUAAAAAGCAUUCCCGAGCAGAUGGGCCAUCUACCCCUAAUCUUCCACCUGCCCGGCCACAACCUGUAUCUCACUUCAGUGUACCCCUGAUGCGGCCUGCCAAAAUUCCACUUUCGCCAGACUGGCCUCCUAGAACUGAAGAAAGUAAAAUCUAUGUUGCUCCUUCCUGUCAUGUUACAGUGUUAACUCCUUCUCCACCACAGUCAAUUACACUUGGAACGCCUUCAAUAAAUCCCCCAAUGCCACCUGACACAAAAGCCUCAGAUAUUGACCCUAGUUCUAGUACCUUAAGAAAAAUCCUAAUGGAACCUAAAUAUGUUUCUGCACCAAACAGCAAUUCUAUACCUACCACUAUGGUAACGUCUGCACUGUCAGAUCCUUCACGGAUGUCAGAGAAUGAAAAUCCCUCUGAUAUAGUGGGUUCAAGACAGUUACACCCUGAAGAGAGACCACCUUUACCACCCCUGCCCAUACACCACAAACCCUUUCCACUGACAGAGUCUCAACAGAACUGCGGAGAGAAGAUCCAGCAUACAGUUAUUUCUCCUGCUACCUCAGUAAUAAGUCGAAUUCCAAUGCCUUAUGAUACAGAGGAAACUCCACGAAUUUCUCUAAGCAAUCGCAGCACUGGCCUGUCUAUUCCCAAGCAAAAAUUUAGAUCAAACUCUAAUGAGAAUAAUCGCUACCAUGGCAUGGAUAUUAUAGAAGAUGCGACGAGAGGGCGCUCUGUUGUUGAGACCACUCCCUACAGUACAGGCACCAGUCAUGGCCUUAGGGUCAAUACAUCAGAGGGUGUUGUUGUUUUGAGUUAUUCUGGUCAGAAAACCGAAGGACCUCAUAGGAUGAGAGCCAAAAUUAGUCAAAUUCCUCAAGCGAGUGCUGGUGAUAUAGAAUUUCAGCAAUCUGUGUCCAAAUCUUCAAUAAAACAAGACCCACUCAUCACAUCAUCCCAGUCUGCUACCCCCAAAAUAACCCCAACUCCCACAGCUUAUGGGCACACAGGGGUUCUCUUGACAAGUCAGUCUUAUAACUCUCAACCUGUCAUAUCCAGUAUGAAGCAGGAGGUUAUUGGCUGUGACAAAUCUGAAGCCCCGUAUCACAUAGCGUCCCAAGGUGGCGUUGUAAAGAUGUACCAACAGCCAGUUAGUUCUCCUCAAGUCUUGAUGUACAACCAAGCUGUGAUACAGCAGCAGCAUGGCAAGAGAGGACUGGGGUCUGAACCUCUACCCAAAAAGAUGGACAUUGGUAAAGCAGUUCAGCAGUCUAAUCUUAGCCCAGUCAUGAGUCCACACCACCCAUCACUGUCUGGAACCCGCAUGAGCCCCAGCCCUAGCAUACCAACUGAUCGUUCAGCUCUACACCUAAAGCAAGAACCACAUUCCCCACGAACAGCCGUUCACUCCCCUUCACACUUUGUCAAAGCCUGUCCCCCAAGCAGUUCUCCUCGAGGCACUUCGGUCGUUCUAGGUCACGGCAUACCACCAAUUUCUACAUAUCAUUCUGGUAUGCAUCACCCGCACUCGGAGCAAUCCUCUGUCAUAAUUCAACCUCACAGUGUCACUCAGGCAAUGGCUCAUGAAGCCAGAAUGAACACCCCACCAAUGUCUGGGAUAAACUAUGGAAGGCGAGGUGACUCCCUGUCUUCUUCCCACCCAGGGCCUCCACAGCGCUCAAACACGCCUCAGCCUAAUGUCAUUCGAGAUUUGGUACUGCAGUCCCAUUCAAGUCCGCAGGGUUCCGUAUCAGGUAGCGGUGGCAGCAGUGUAAGUGAAGAAGACCCCAGACACUUUAACCAAGCCCUGAGUAGAACUUCUGUACCCCAGCUCCAAUCAGAUGUAAUGAUGAUUCACAGUGAUCACAGAGGGCUCCACCCAAGCAUACGCAUGGACCAGUACAGAGACAUGCACCAGCGCAUCCUCAUGCACCAGCAACUGGGAGAACCGGUCGCUGUAGAGACAAGACAGUCACGCACCUCGGAGACUGGAACGUCUUCAAGCAACAUCUCUGGGCCUUCAAAGAGUCCUAUCGUGGGAAAGACCAUUGACCUUUCAGCAAAAGAAUCUCUCAAACCACUAGAAGGAAAGCUGAUACAUCCACCCUCCAACGAAAGUAGAAUCAGGGGAGUCCAUGCAUCUUCUCCCGUCCUGGUGUCUCCUCACCCACUUGGCGUUCAGCUGAUGCAUCCAGGGGGUGCGGCCUCCUUUCCUGUAUAUCGGGACAUGCGGGGCUUUCCAUCCCAGUUUCCAGGGCAUCCUUCAUCGGGACACAACCUGGCUAACCAAGGCAUAACAUCUUCACAGGUCCCUCCGGAGCCUGAACUGGGUCAUAGAGGUAAAAUGUCUCAGUCACAUGUGGGAGGAAGUGGUUCCAAACCUGAGAGUUCCCAUCUCCGUCAUCCUACCUCUACGGAACUCUCGCACAUUUCCAGAAUAUCACGGGAUACAGUCUCCCCCUCGUACCAGUCUCCCAUGUCGUCCCCUAUGAGUCUUACUCAUAAGCCAGAUCUAUCUCUACAGAAAGGCCAUACAGCCUUCUUGCCAACACCUAUGCCAGCAUUACCCCCAUCAAGUUCUCUGCACUCACGACCCAAUGCUAAAUUGGAACAUUCGGGACAUCGUUCCGUUGACAUGGUUCAGCUUUUGACGAAAUAUCCUAUUGUAUGGCAAGGCCUGUUGGCACUGAAGAACGACCAGGCUGCCGUGCAGUUGCACUUUGUUUCUGGCAAUACCAUACUGGCCCAGCGCUCCUUGCCACCCACAGAGGGAGGUCCGCUCCUACGUAUUGUCCAGAGGAUGAGGCUUGAGGCUUCCCAGUUGGACAGUGUGGCACGCAGAAUGACUGUGGAGAAUGACUACUGUUUGCUACUGGCUCUACCCUGUGGUCGAGACCAAGAAGAUGUCCUUGGUCAAACCCAGGCCUUGAAAACUGGCUUCAUCACCUACCUGCAAGCCAAACAGGCAGCCGGCAUUAUCAAUGUGCCCAACCCUGGCUCUAAUCAGCCAGCUUAUGUGGUGCAGAUUUUCCCGCCGUGUGAAUUCUCGGAGAGCCACCUCUCGCGCCUAGCCCCGGACCUUCUCAACAGCAUCUCCAGCAUUUCCCCUCACCUCAUGAUUGUCAUUGCCUCUGUUUAAUUCCCUUCAUCUUUCCUGAACAAAGCCAACACCAGCCCAUUUUGACUUGUCCAGUUUUUUAAACUGGAAUUGCCUCAUAUUUUUUUUUUAUAAAUUUGACUUUAAAUGAUAUAUAAUUUAGCAUGCACUCACCUUUUCUCCACCAAGUCCUUAAGUCCUUCAAUGACAUCGAAUUCCAAAAACUUUACCUCGACAGAUAAGGAUCUGAAGGGUCGAACUGGAUUUUUGAUGAUCAUUUCUGAUUUAUCAUUACAUUUUUGCCAUUUUUGGAGGUGUUGUGCAGCCUUUCCUAAUUCAUAGCACAUAUAAAGCUAUGGAUUGAGGCCUUCCUAUGGGAUAUUUUUUACCUUCAUAAAAGUGAUUGUGAUAAUUUUUUUAAAGACAAACAAUAAGGGAAGUCAUUGCACUAUGUUAAGGAAAAAAUUGUGAAUUAUGUACAGAUGUUGAGUAUAAAAUGAUAAAUGUUAUGGAAUUACUCUUGUGAUCAGCCAUGCUUGUGCAGGAUAAAAAAAUCAAUGCCUGGAAAAUGAUCAAGGAUCAUUUCAGCCUGAUCAAUCAUACUGCUUUUGCUCCGUCACUAUCAGCCAACUUCUACAUCAUUUCCGGACUCGACUCUCCAUCCCGAAGUGUUCCCUACCCCAGGAACUCGAGAGGGGACGUUUAGAGUUGUACAGUUACACUCAAUGCCUCAACAGGGGACUAUAUAAAGAAUAUUUAAUUUGUUUAUUUUUGUUUGCACCUUUUUUAAGCCUAAGGGUAUUGUGGACAAUUGUGAAACUGUAAAUAUUAUAAAUAUUUAAAGACUGAAGCAAUGUGGAGAGACCAAGUGAAUUAUUUUACAAGACUGAUCAUCAAAUGUUAAAUUUCUUUUUCUUUCUAUUUUUUUCCCUUUGGGCAGGGGCAAGAAGGGGAAUGGUGGGCGGGAUCUGUCCAUGAUCCAGUAGUGAUAUUCAAGAAAAAAUAUUUUUAAAAAUUGAUUCUGUGCCAAAAUGUCUUUUGCAAACGCUCUACACACGCAAUGUAUCUAAAACAAAAAUUGAUCAGAACCUAUUUUCAUAUGUGACUUUGUAUUUUGCCACUCAGAGGGCAGACUUGAUUCCUUUUCUUUUUUUGGUAUUGUUCAUCAACCCAACUCUGUUACUACAGUGCUUUUACAUUAUGAAGUUGUAUCCUCAUUUUGAAGGAACCAUUUUAUUGUAGGGGUUGCAUUUCUGUUAGUAUUCCUGUUCUCCUUCUCCCUGAUGUGGUCCUCUACUGCCCCCUCCUGUCUGAGAAUCAGCCUCUCACAUAUUAAGGACUGCAUCCUGAGGUCAUAUAAGCCAUGACUUCAUAACAAAUGUGCUAUAGCAUGCUUUAUUUUCAAAUCUUAAAGGGUAAACAGAAAUCAUAAGUAAAGAAUGUGACUUAAACUUGACAUCAUGCCGCUAUUGGAUGUGUUGAUCAUCUGUCUCAUCCCUCCCCUUAACUGUGUUGAGCCAAGCUGUAAAUACCAAUGUCCUUAUCUGUGCUCUUGUGUAUUUUUUCCCCUUCAUAAUUGUCUGUCUUCAGGGUCCUUAUGUUUGUUUUGUGCAACAAAACAAAGCAGUCUGAUAGAGACGGGAGAUGAAGUGUGUGAAACCGAUGCUGAAAGUAAAACCAUGCUCGUCAGUUUUGUUUUGUAAAUAUUUCUAUUACUGCAAGCUGAGUACUCUCAUGGUUAUGUUGAAGGCACUUAUAAUUUUUGAU
Messenger RNA from Cyclopterus lumpus (lumpfish), 11449 nucleotides. It is a transcript of the gene spen, whose product is annotated as spen family transcriptional repressor. The coding region runs from base 77 to 9724 and encodes 3215 amino acids. Gene Ontology annotation, molecular function: mRNA binding. Gene Ontology annotation, cellular component: nucleus. Gene Ontology annotation, biological process: regulation of transcription by RNA polymerase II. The record is from RefSeq and is a predicted model, not a curated record. NCBI's taxonomy places the organism in Eukaryota, Metazoa, Chordata, Actinopteri, Perciformes, Cyclopteridae. The transcript has 13 exons.